AACGUCUAUGUAUUGGUUCACUAAAACUACAUAGUAUAAGCUUUUUGAUACAUAUAUUAUCUUGAAGCUUUGUCAUGUCGUACGAGAAAGAGCUAGCCGCUGCAAAGAAAGCUGUUGCUCUAGCUGCUCGUCUCAGCCGAGGAGUACAAAAGACUCUGAUGCAAUCAGAAGUAUGGACAAAAUCUAACAAAACUCCUGUCACUGCAGCUGAUUAUGGAUCACAAGCUGUUGUUAGUAUUGUAUUAGAGAGGGAGCUCAAACCUGUAACCUUGUCACUAGUAGCAGAAGAGGUGGAUACUGGAGAUCUGCGGAAGAAGGGAAGUGAGGUGUUUCUAGAAGGCAUAACAAAGCUUGUGAGAGAUACACUAGCUUCUGAUGAAUCAUACGCGGACUCUCCUAUAACCAAAGAGGAUGUGUUGAAUGCUAUAGACUGUGGUAAAUCACAAGGAGGUAGCACUGGUUGCCACUGGGUUCUUGAUCCUAUUGAUGGAACCAGAGGAUUUGUAAGAGGAGAGCAAUACGCUGUGGGAUUAGCCUUGCUUGUGGAAGGCAAAGUGGUGGUCGGCGUUAUGGCUUGUCCUAAUCUUCAUUUGUCUUCUGCGGUUGUUGAGAAAGACGACAAGUCUUGCCAGGAUAAUGUUGGAUGUCUUUUCUUUGCUACAACUGGUUCAGGAGCUUAUGUGCAACCGCUCAAUGGCAAUUCUCCACCACAGGAGGUGAGAGUGAGUAGCAAUGAGAAUCUUGAAGAAGCAAAGUUCUUAGAGUCAUACCAUAUGCCAAUUCCCCUCCAUAGUUCCAUUGCUAAGAAACUUGGGAUCACGGCGUUACCUGUAAGGAUCGAUAGCCAAGCAAAGUAUGCAGCUGUGUCCAGAGGAGAUGCGGAGAUGUACUUGCGCUUCACUCUUGCUGGAUACCGUGAGUGGAUAUGGGACCAUGCAGCUGGUUCAAUCAUCACAACAGAAGCUGGAGGCGUCGUUUGCGAUGCUGAAGGGACACCUCUGGACUUCUCAAAAGGAAAACGUCUUGAUCACAACAGAGGGAUCAUAGUUACCACCAAGAAACUCAAGCCAUUGAUUUUGAAAGCUGUUAGAGAAUCCAUGGAAGAGGAGAAUCUUCGUGUCUGAGACUGAGACACAACUGAGAAUCUACUGUAUUUGUAUGUGUAUUUGUCUGAACUGGUAACUGGUGUGUGUCAGUGUGUGUAUUAUUGCCUAGUGUCUGAACUGGUAACUGGUGUGUGUCAGUGUGUGUAUUAUUGCCUAGUGUCUGAACUGGUAACUGGUGUGUGUCAGUGUGUGUAUUAUUGCCUAGUGUCUGAACUGGUAACUGGUGUGUGUCAGUGUGUGUAUUAUUGCCUAGUUCGUGGUUGCCACCGGUAACCUUCAAAUGAGAAAUCGGAUCUAUCCAUUAGUC
Brassica oleracea var. oleracea is the source of this 1413-nucleotide messenger RNA. Its product is annotated as SAL2 phosphatase-like. NCBI's taxonomy places the organism in Eukaryota, Viridiplantae, Streptophyta, Magnoliopsida, Brassicales, Brassicaceae. Bases 75 to 1124 code for a protein of 349 amino acids. Gene Ontology annotation, molecular function: 3'(2'),5'-bisphosphate nucleotidase activity. Gene Ontology annotation, biological process: sulfate assimilation. The transcript has 8 exons. The record is from RefSeq and is a predicted model, not a curated record.